AUGGCCAAGUCUAUCAACACUCCUCAGGCUCAGACGAUCAAACCAGAGCAUUAUUCUCACAGCCCUGUCCAUUACGCCGUCGUAUUGGGGGACCACACCACCCUCUCCAGAAUCAUCUCUUCUCUCCCUCGUCUCCCUGACCCUUCUCAAAUCCAAACCGAGGCCCAUUCCCUCGCUCAAGAACGACUCGCCGAUCAGAUCUCCGCCGUCCUCGACCGCCGUGACGUCCCUUUCAGAGAAACGCCUCUCCACCUCGCCGUCCGUCUCAAUGACCUAUUCGCCGCUCGCGCCCUCGCCACCGCAGGCGCCGACGUUUCCCUCCAGAAUUCCGCUGGCUGGAACGCCUUGCAGGAAUCACUCUGCCGCCGCGCCUCCGACAUUGCUCUCGUCCUCCUCCGCCUCCAUCACCGCAACGCCUGGUCCAAGUGGCGCCGCCGUCUCCCCCGCGUCAUCGCUGUCCUCCAUCGCAUGAAAGAUUUCUACAUGGAGAUCUCCUUUCACUUCGAGAGCUCCGUCAUUCCCUUCGUCGGCAAGAUCGCCCCCUCCGACACCUACAAAAUCUGGAAGCGAGACGGCAAUCUCCGCGCUGACACUUCGCUUGCGGGCUUCGACGGCUUGAAGAUCCAGCGCGCCGAUCAGAGCUUCCUCUUCCUCGGCGACGGCGAUCAGGCACGUGAUAUCCCCUCCGGUUCCUUGCUCGUUCUGAACCGCGAAGACCGCAAAAUCUUCGAUGCCUUCGAGAACGCAGGAGGACCUAUGAGCGAGUCUGACGUCGCCGGAUUCUGCUCUCAGACGAGCGUGUACCGUCCCGGCAUGGAUGUAACGAAGGCUGAGCUAGUAAGCAGAACGAAUUGGAGAAGACAGGAGAAGACGGAGAACGUAGGAGAGUGGAAAGCCAAGGUCUACGAAAUGCAGAACGUGGUCUUCAGUUUCCGGUCACGUAAAGUUGCCGGUGCGGAGAAUGACGUGGCAGGGAGCGAGCAAGUACUCCCUUUGGAACUGGACGAAGACGAAGACGGUUUUCUCGUUGCAGAGAAUCCGAGUUUCGGGUUUCCAAUGGGAGAAAAGAGAAGACACAGUAGCUUCGUUCGAGAAGAGAGGGAGUGGGUCCCAAUGGGAAGGAAAAGCGUGGACCUAAAAACGUCUGUGGCGGCCCCACCUCCGAGAAGCGUGAGCAUGCCGCAUACGAAGGAGAAGGAGUACGUGAGAAGUUUGCGGCCUUCGGUGUGGCUGACGGAGCAGUUUCCGUUGAAGACGGAGGAGCUUCUUCCGUUACUGGACAUACUGGCCAACAAGGUCAAAGCAGUCAGGAGGCUCAGAGAGUUGCUCACCACCAAGUUCCCGCCGGGAACUUUCCCGGUCAAGGUGGCUAUACCGGUGGUCCCUACAGUGAGGGUGGUGAUUACUUUCACAAAGUUCGUGGAGCUGCAACCCGUGGAGGAAUUCUACACUCCAUUCUCGAGUCCAAGGCAUUUGCUCAGUGGUGCAGGCGCAGGCAGAGAAUAUGAGCAGCAGCACAAACCAGAAAGCCGCUCCUCAUCAUCGUCUGUAGCAUCCACGUGGCUCAGACGAAAUAAUAGCAUGUCGGGUGCGGGGAAUAAGCAGCAACAACGAUGUUCUUCAAUGCAAUUGGAUUCAGACCCGUUUGCCAUUCCUGCUGGAUAUACAUGGACCAGUGUGGAUGACAAAUCAAGCAAAAUGAAGAAAUCCAAGUCCGUUAGAAAGUCCAAGUAAAUUAAACGAACUGGGAAGUAUUGGAUAAGAAAGGGAUGGUGUCUUAAUUUGUUAAUGAGGGUGUUUUUAACGCCAAGUUGCGUCCACAAUGUAGAUAUCCCGUCUAAUUUGUUAACCAGCUUUGGGCGUCGGGGAAAUAGUGUUCA
This is a messenger RNA of Gastrolobium bilobum, 1880 nucleotides long. RefSeq lists its product as uncharacterized. Bases 1 to 1734 code for a protein of 577 amino acids. The transcript has 2 exons. NCBI's taxonomy places the organism in Eukaryota, Viridiplantae, Streptophyta, Magnoliopsida, Fabales, Fabaceae. Gene Ontology annotation, molecular function: protein binding. Gene Ontology annotation, cellular component: cytoplasm. The record is from RefSeq and is a predicted model, not a curated record.